UGAGUUAAAGGAACCAUGCCGUUUCGUAAAACAUAUCAGAUUAAUAAUCGGGAGCAAGGCAAGGCUGCUCAACAAGAUCAGUCAUAUAGAAGCUGUCUUAUGACCCUAAUUAUUUUCUUCUUCAUGUGCCUUAUCCUUAUCCUCGCCUGCAAACCCUGGAAAAUGCAAAACCAAAGUAAAUACAAGGAGCCAUCUAUUAAACAUGACCCACAGUAUUAUCCUCAACAACGUACAAAAGAAGUAACAAGCACGAAAAAAAUUUCAUUAACGACAUCAACAACUCAAAGAUCUCCAACGACAGAAAGGACAAUUUCACCAAAAACUUGGAUAAUCCCAGUAAAUACAUCCGUUAUAGAAAAUGGAUUAACAGAAGAUACGAAUGUCAUUACUGAAGACUAUUCGAAGAAUAACGUUAAAGGAUUUCGUUAUGUUGAGCGUUACUUUGAAAAUAAGACGAGUAUCGAUGAAAUAACAUUGCCUGUAUCUCAAAAAAGUGAAGUUGAAGAUUAUACAUCAAACGAAAUCCUAAAAAAUGUAGAAACUACGGAAGAAAGCAUUAGCUUGACUAAGUUACCACAUAAUAUUACAACUGAUAACGUCAUCAAUAAUACAUCUUCAAUAUCAACUGAACUAACUGGCACCAUGAAAUAUACUUCAAUUGUUGAUAUUAUAAAGAAUAUUAUGUCAUCAAAAUCUACUAAGGAAUUCAUAAGUGAUUCUACUGACGGAUAUUACAGUUCGGAUAAAUCAGAAGUUGACAUUCUGACUAAUAAUAUUAUAACUUCAACAUUUUUAACACAAUCAAACAAUAUCGAAGAGAACGUUUUUGAGAAUUCUACUAAAAAAUAUGAGAGAUUAAGAAUUGACAUUGAUAAUAUUGCGUUUUCAACAUCGAGUCUUCUAAUUGAUGUUGAAGAAAGUACAACUGCUAAAUAUUCUUCCGAUAGGAACAAUUCUGAGGCUUUGCAAUUUGAAGUGACGACGAGUAAUGUUAUAAUUCGAUCAGAUCCUCAAGAAAAUAAAGAUAGAAAUUCUACAACAAAAUACUUAAAUUAUGAGGAAUCUGCAGUCAUAGAGUACAAUACGACUCUAAUUAAUGAAAAUGAAACAAAAGAGAACUCUCUUUCUACAAUAAAUUAUACUCCACUUAUGGAUGAAAAGUUUUCUACAAAAAUUGAAAGUGAAGUUGAAGAUUUAAUGAAUAAAACGAUUACGAGUAUAAAGAUGGAUAUUACCGAGAAAUCUAAUAUAUUAACUUCUGAUGAAAAGGAGAAAUACAACAUAUCUUCCAGGUCCAAUUAUAUUAACACAACUACUGUUUUUUACAACUACACAGCUAUCCCAAUAAGUUACAAUAAUGAGGCGAAUUUCAUGACCACGGCAAGCACCACAUUUCUUAAUGAAGAUACAAGCGUUUGUAAGACAGGAUACUGUAAGCAGAUUGCCAGCAAGAUGUUGUCCUACAUGAAUCAUUCAGCCGAUCCUUGUGACGAUUUCUAUGAGUACGCUUGCGGUGGUUUUGAAGCAAAUCCUCAAUUAACAGACGGAAAUCUAAUUCAGAGAUCUAGAAAUUAUCAACGAAUUGCCAAUCAGAUGUUAAAAGAGAAGCGCGAGAACGUGCAUUCGACUUUCAUAACGUACUACGACAGUUGCGUGAAAUACGAAAGAAAUAUGAACUUCAAUGAAAGAAUUGAAAUGGCAAAUGACGCAUUAAGAAAAAUAGGAAAGUUCUAUGUACCUAAUACGUGGCCUAGUAAUAAUAAAAUGAGCUUCACCAAUUUAUUCGCUCAAUUAAUAUUACAUCAUAGCGCUCUUUUAUUUGAUGUCGUGCCAGAAUUGGAUGAAUACCAUCCAAACAAUUUUACAUUAAAAAUAGGUCCUACAACUUAUAAAAGUCCUUUCAAAACGGAAUAUGUGGAGGAUCCCUGCUCCGACGACAAGAGCGAAACGAAAGGACAAUACGUGGAUCUCGAAAUUUUGUAUCAUAAUUAUGAAAGAUGCAAGAAUGAUACGAGCGAAUUUAUGAGUUCCAUUAGGAAAACUCUGAGAGAGCUUAAUGUUUUUAAGGAUUUAAAUGACAGCUAUUCAGAAUGGAAUGUACAAUCUGAAUACAUAGAAAAAACUGUUCAUGUAGUUGAUUCUAUUGUAAUGCAAGAAUAUUUUUCGAACUUUCCGUCUAAAAAUGAAAUACGAGAAGCAUACUUGAUGAACGAUUAUAGCAAAGUGAGUUUAGUGGAAUUACAGAGCAGUAGCACAUUUGUAAAUUGGGCGCAAUUAAUUCAUUUGUUAACAGGAGUAAAUGUGGAAAGUAAUGAGACUAUUCAAGUGUAUUUCUACGCCGCACUAAUUAAAGGUUUACGCAAAUUAGAAGAAUAUGCUGCAAAAGAUUCUAUGAGUCUUAAUAACGCGAUAAUGGCAUUAUACGCGAACAGACUUUAUCACGAGUUGGUCUUGCCAAAGCGCGAUAAUGUGAAGGAUUAUUGUCUGCGUGUGGCUACUUAUCUUCUACAGUUAGAAGCGUCUAAUUUAUAUGUAUCAUCCUUUACUGAUAAUGAAAUAAUGCAAAUGAAUGAAAUAAUAAAAAAGACAUUCAACAACUUGAAACAAACAUUAUUAGACAAAAUGCAUGAAGCACAAUGGGCAAAAGAGGAAGGACGAGAAGAAUUGUUAAACAAAAUCAAUAGCUUGAAACUCGCAUUACCCGUUGUUUCCUAUUUCAAGAACAGAGACUCAUUAUAUAGCGAGUAUAACGUAUCAGAGGUAAUUCUGAAUGAUAAUUAUUUUAACAAUUCGAUGGUGUUACUAAAAAGAUACAGAGUUUUAAUGUACAUCGAAUUAAAAAGAGAAGUUGGUGGUCCAAAACAAAUUUGGACGUAUUACGCUACGCCAUUCCAAUCGAAAGCCCAAGUGAUCUAUACUUUAAAUCUUAUUAUAAUUCCUUACGGUAUUAUCGAUUGGUCUUUAAUGAAUGUCUUAAUGAACGGUGAUGAAUUAUCCUAUUUUCUGCUAGCAACUCUUGGGAAUUUAAUAGCUCAUCAGAUCGCUCAUCAUUUCGACACGAAUGGUAUACAUUAUUGGAAUCAAAUAAGAAAUGCUGAAUAUUCCUUGAUGUUUGAAAACGAAUUUACAAACAAUCAUUUCGAUGAUUAUAUCAAUUGUCAAAAAGAGAAUCUAUACCAAGAACCUGUAAAUAUGACGUUACCCUUCACUGACCAGAUCGUAUCCUUUAGGAUUCCGCGGUUGACCUUGAACGAGCGGUUGUCUGAAAUGACAGGACUCAGACUAGCCUAUGAUACUUUGGCUCUUACGAAGUCGAAUGCGAAGAGACUACCGUGGAUACAACUCCGCAUCGACCAGUUAUUCUACCUCGCCUACGCUCAGAUGUAUUGCACAAAAAUGUCACUCACAUCAUUGUAUGUCUCGUUGCACGAAAGCGAGGAUCUACCUAGCCGAAUCCGCGUGUUCGUUUCCGCAUCAAACAACAAGUUCCUUGCCGAGGCGUGGAAUUGUCCGCUCGGCUCACAGAUUGCACCCAAUGACAUUUGCAACGUAUUCCCAUACAUAGAGAUAGAGACCUCGAUGAUUCCGGAGUGAGAAUUGCUCGCGGAAAAAAUUGAAUGGGCACCCGCGAAUAUUACGCUGUAGCAAAUGAGUCAAUCGGCAUAUAAAAUUAUUCGUGAAAUGGAUUAAUCGAUGGGCACAGAAACAAAACUCAGAUUCAUCCAUCUUGCGAGAUUCGUGUAUGAACAUUUUUAAGAUGCGAUCGAUAAUUAAGUUACGAAAUCGAAUUAGAAAUAUCAGUUUUAUGCGGUUAAUGCGUAAACCUGUCGAAUUUUAAAAUCUAAAAAAGAAGAAAUUGGAGAACAUAUGUUUUGCUUCUGUAUCUUUCAAUACAUAAAAGAGAUUCUCAUUUACGUACGAUAAAAACGUGUGUCUUAAAUUUACAAGCAAUGCUUUGAUGAAUACGUUGCCGCAAUUGUUUGCGCAUUGUUUGCGAGAUAACGUUGUAACUAACGGAGAGAAAAAAGUAAAUGAACAACAUAAUCGCUGAAUGAAUAUGAAUCAAUAAACAGUUUUUACGAAAAGUUCAUAUUGAACUUGUUUGAACGCCAAAUUGAAGCAUCCAUGGA
Molecule: messenger RNA, 4130 nt
Organism: Cyphomyrmex costatus
Lineage: Eukaryota; Metazoa; Arthropoda; Insecta; Hymenoptera; Formicidae
Product: neprilysin-2
Biological process (GO): protein processing
Cellular component (GO): plasma membrane
Molecular function (GO): metalloendopeptidase activity
Source: RefSeq, a predicted model, not a curated record